AUGGCAUUCCCUUUUGGCAACAAGAAGAAGAGCGCCGCCGCUACCCAGGCCAGCGACGACGCAAGCGUCCUGGUCAACGUUCCUAAGGAACCGGGAAAACUCAAGACAUUCAUGAUUGGCACAUUCGGAUGUUUUUUUCCCGACGGCGCCUCCGUCAUUGGUGAGGCUCCGAAGGCUGUGCGCCCCGUUGUCGUCGCAAACGGCGGCCAGGGCAGCAACGCCGCAACUCCCACUGACCCCGUGGCGGCCCGCCCGGGUACAUCUGCCGGUGCUGCUGUGACCACCACUGGCAAUGGCAAUGGCAAUGUCGCCCGUGCUCCCGAGGAGCUCAUUGCGUUCUCCAACAUCCUCGCCGGCGUUGGUCAGGAUGGUGUCGGAUCCGGUCAGGCUGCUCCCCAGCAGGCUGCUGCCGCUGCCAACGAGGCCCAGGCAAGCGCCAAGGUCGACAAAGGCAAGGCGGUUGAUGUCAAGGCCAAAUAG
Microdochium trichocladiopsis is the source of this 480-nucleotide messenger RNA. RefSeq lists its product as uncharacterized. NCBI's taxonomy places the organism in Eukaryota, Fungi, Ascomycota, Sordariomycetes, Xylariales, Microdochiaceae. The transcript is spliced from 2 exons. The coding region runs from base 1 to 480 and encodes 159 amino acids. The record is from RefSeq and is a predicted model, not a curated record.